AUGUUGUCAAUAAGAAAAUGUAAUGUAUAUGAUUUAUUAUCAAUGCAAGAAUGUAACAGUAUAAAUUUACCAGAAAAUUAUAAUUUGCGAUAUUAUUUUUAUCAUGCAUUAUCAUGGCCUUAUUUAAGUCACAUAGCUGAAGAUGGUAAAGGAAAAGUUUGUGGAUAUUCAUUGGGAAAGUUAGAAGAAGAUAAUGAAAAAAAAGGUCAUUUAACUUCUGUUGCUGUUUUAAAAAAUUAUAGAAAAUUAAAACUAGCUUUUUAUUUAAUAUCUCAAACACAUCAACAUUUAAAAGACAUUUAUUUGGCUAAUAAUAUAUGUCUACAUGUUAGAGUAAGUAAUAAUGCAGCGUUAAAUUUAUAUUAUAAUUUAUUAAAUUAUAAAGUUAAAGGAAUAGAACCAAUGUAUUAUGGAAAUAAAGAAAACGCAUAUUUAAUGGAGCAUAUUUUUUCUAAAUAA
Molecule: messenger RNA, 459 nt
Organism: Plasmodium gallinaceum
Lineage: Eukaryota; Apicomplexa; Aconoidasida; Haemosporida; Plasmodiidae
Product: N-acetyltransferase, putative
Exons: 1
Coding region: 1-459 (152 amino acids)
Biological process (GO): N-terminal peptidyl-glutamic acid acetylation
Cellular component (GO): NatA complex
Molecular function (GO): protein-N-terminal-glutamate acetyltransferase activity; protein N-terminal-serine acetyltransferase activity
Source: RefSeq, a predicted model, not a curated record